Ogataea polymorpha is the source of this 2505-nucleotide messenger RNA. RefSeq lists its product as uncharacterized. The coding region runs from base 280 to 2505 and encodes 741 amino acids. The transcript has a single exon. Gene Ontology annotation, biological process: proteolysis. The record is from RefSeq and is a predicted model, not a curated record. Gene Ontology annotation, molecular function: aspartic-type endopeptidase activity. Lineage: Eukaryota; Fungi; Ascomycota; Pichiomycetes; Pichiales; Pichiaceae.
GUGAAUGUUUCAAACCGAGAGAGACUGUCAGACAAACUUCAAACGUUGCAGCUCAUUGAAAGGAUGGAACGGGAAAUUUUUUGGAGCCCGGUUUCUCUUUGCACAUGGCCGGUUUUCCUUAUUUGGCCGAGGAAUCUGGUCUGACAUGAGGUACCAGAGCUAACUUGACUAUUUCUGGCUCCGAUUCCAAUAAUAGAAUUCAAACCACAAGUUUCAGACUACCUGUCAGAAUUAUAUAAAGACCAAGAAGUCUUGGUUCCGGCGUCAUUGACCAGUGCCAUGAAAUUCGCUCAUUUAGUUACUUUUCUGCCUCUUGUGCAGGCAUUUCCGCUCGCUAAGCGCGACAGCACCGAACUGACCAUUCAGAAUCGGCUGGGCAAUUACUAUGAGGUUGAAGGUGUUGUAGGGGACUACUUCACCAACCUUUCGUUCGUUAUCAACUCGGCUCAAGACGACUCUUGGGUCUGGUCUGACCAGUUCAACACUAAUUUAUCAAACACUUUCGUAUCUUCGACCGAGGAGUUUUGUUUCCAGGACUUUGUCACAGACAUGACUGUGUCAGGUGUUUAUGGCUCGGACAAGGUGUUCCUCGAAUCACUGGGAGUCGACAGCUUGAAAUUUGGAGUUGCCACCACCAACCAGGUAGGCUACAGCGCAUCUUUGGGACUCGGCAGCUCGAGCUCGUUUAUUGAGGCGCUCUAUAAUGCUGGCCAAAUUUCAAGCAAGAUUGUGUCUAUCUGGCUACAAAACAAUAGAUCUCCUGGUAAGAUCAAGUUUGGUGGCACAGACAGCUCUCUUUAUUCCGGCAGCUUGACCUAUGUCGACCUGAUUGAGUACCAGACCGACAAGACAAACGGUGGAUAUUUUAUUUCACUGGACACAAUUGAGACCUCAUCUGGCUCUAAGCUCGCGAGUAGACAGACCGGCUAUAUCGACACCGCUUCUGUUCUUUCCUACGUUCCUUCUGAAGUUCUGCAACAAAUAACGGACGAUCUGGGAGCCAGCGUUGACCAGGCCAGUGGCUUGUGGACAGUUGACUGUGGCACAAUUGAGACCACAGACUUGAGUUAUAACUUCGUUUUUGGCACCACUGAUAUCAAAGUCCAGGCAAAUCAGCUAUUUUUCCAGGAAUCAGACACCUGUUACCUGACAGUGACAGAGACUCAAAUUGACAGCGUUGUCGUGUUGGGUCAGUCGUUUCUUACGAGCAUUUACUUGGUGUUUGAUCUAGACAAACAACAAGUUGGCCUGGCUCAGGUUGACGUGGACCGGAAUGUGGUCACCAGCUGCUCUCUCUGCUCGCAUUCGACCACAAUCAGCAGCAGCUCUUUGACUACGACUUCCACCUCUUCGUCCACAAGCAGCUCUAGCUCUCCUAGCUCCAGUUCCAGUUUCCGCACAAGCUCUAGCUCCACAUUUUCGACAACAAGCGAGUCAACAAGCUUGACUUCAAGCAGUGUGGUUCCCAAGACUUCGAGCCCAGUUUCUACCUCAAGUACCAGUGCAACCACUUCGACCUCAUCGACUCCUAGCUCCACGUUUAGAAGUUCCAGCCAGUCCACAUCCACUACGCCUCUUUCGACCCCAAUCAGCACCAGCAGUUCGUCAAUGGGCAGCACAUCUAGCCUCAGUUUCAGCUCCUCAACACAGCCCUGCUCCGGAUCAUUGGUUACCACAACUUAUUCCACAACUAUUUCCAGCAGCGACUGGAGCACCGUCUCUGUGGUGACCAAUUAUGUGUGCUCAUUUGCUGUUUCCAGCUUCCAAACCACCACCGAGACCACGUGCACAAUAUGCACAAGCCCACCGUCAAGCCCUGAGGUUGUGAUUGUCUCCAGCCACCAAUCAUCUGCAACACCACAGUCGACACUCACCUCAAUAACAGACAGGAGCACAAGCUCGACACAGACUCUUCCAACCUCAUCCACUGCUCCACCACAGGUGACCACCGCCUCCAGCUCCUCUACCCCUGAGAGCCAGUCAAGUACGCUCGCUUCAACCUGGAUCACCACCAGCACUCCAGAAACACCUAGCACGUACGAAACGACUGUGCACACCGGAGACACGGUCACGGAGACACAGAGCUGCAGCACAGAAUCAGCCCCAGAAAGCACUACUGUCAGUACCUCCUCUCAGACUCCGUCACCUUCCACCUUUUCUUCUCAAAAGGAGACGUCUGUAACACCAGCUACCCAAUCCACACAAACCAUCACCGAGGACUGUUCCUGCUCUACCUCAGCCUACGUUUCUUCGGGAAACACUAUAUUCACAGUUGUUUCUACUUACACCAGCGCUCACUCUGCCCUUGUGACUCCUUCUACCAGCAGCUCUCUGCAGUCUGUUAGUCAAUCACACGCACCUAGUUUGUCGUCCCUAGCAGACUACUCUUUCGCCAGCUCUCCAUCAACCACACCAGCCCAUACCGUUCUGACUUUCGUGGGAGGUGGCGUGCGAAACCAGGUCAGCCUCGCUGCCAUCCUGCCUGUGCUUCUUUAUAUUCUCUAG